AUGCCGUCAACAUCGCUCGCCCUGACGCCGGGGCUAGGGUCUUUUCUCAAGUCCCUGAAGACCAACCCAGUCGAAACAUCGAUUGAGAACCUCAUCUCAUUACUCAAACGACGCCAAAUUCGUCAUUCGCGAUCAUGCGCUACAGCAACUGCCUACCUUCUUCGCCAUGUUGUUUCAGUCUGCAAGACAUCCGACCCACUCAAGCUCAUUGAGCGAGUGCAGACUGUAGGAAGGCGGCUCGUUGCGGCCCAGCCACGAGAAAUGGUGGUGGGCAACGUUGUGCGACGAGUGCUCGGCCUUAUCCGGGACGAAGCUGAAGAUGAUCAUGAUGCAGAAUUUGCUUUGAGUGAAGCUGGUUCUGAGAGCCAACCCCACACACCGCGGGCUUUUGAUGACCCAUCGUCAUCAUUGCCUUUGGACAGGGACGCCCUUUCUCUUCGUGGAGACGGCGCAGAGCGUCAAACAUCACGACCCACACUUCACUCUAUGUUCAGCCUCCUGUCGCAUCCCGAAGCGGAAUUUUCGCCAAUCAGCACCCCCGGUACACAGUCUCCGAAUGGGCGGAUGCCGCCUCAUGGCGCUGGCGGGAAGGAUGUCAAGGCCGAGGUCCUGGAAGGUAUCGGUGAGAUCAUUGAUGAACUCGGACAAGUUGACGACCAAAUCGCGUCCUACGCUUUGGAGCACAUUCACUCCAACGAGAUCAUCCUGACUCAUACAUCAUCUACAACGGUGCAAAAAUUCCUGGUCAAAGCUGCGACCAAGCGAAAAUUCACGGUGAUUCAUGCCGAGUCCUUCCCGAACAAUCAUGAGGCUACUCACGCUACCGUCAGCGGCAAGUCUGUCAAUGACGAGGAGAAUUUGAGUACCGAGGCCUUCCAGAAGCCCUUGAUUGCCCUUGGAAUCACUGUCAUCUUGAUUCCAGACUCGGCUGUCUUUGCUCUCAUGUCCCGGGUCAACAAGGUCAUUCUGGGUACACAUUCCGUCCUCGCAAAUGGCGGUCUGGUCGCUGCGGCCGGUACUCGGGUCAUUGCACGCGCUGCCAAGGUUCACCAAACUCCUGUUGUCGUCGUCAGCGGCGUCUACAAACUAAGCCCGGUCUAUCCCUUCGACUUCGAAUCCCUCAUCGAGUAUGGCGACGCCAGUAAGGUUCUCCCUUACGAGGACGGUGAUCUGGUUGACCAGAUUGACGUUCAGAACCCAAUCUACGACUAUGUCCCAGCUGAGCUGGUCGAUCUUUACAUCACCAACUUGGGAGGUCACGCUCCGUCAUAUCUCUACCGUAUUGUGUCCGAUCAUUACAGGAAGGAGGACAUCAGCUUCUGA
Penicillium diatomitis is the source of this 1323-nucleotide messenger RNA. RefSeq names its product translation initiation factor eIF2B subunit beta. The transcript is spliced from 4 exons. Lineage: Eukaryota; Fungi; Ascomycota; Eurotiomycetes; Eurotiales; Aspergillaceae. Gene Ontology annotation, molecular function: translation initiation factor activity; guanyl-nucleotide exchange factor activity. Gene Ontology annotation, cellular component: eukaryotic translation initiation factor 2B complex. Bases 1 to 1323 code for a protein of 440 amino acids. Gene Ontology annotation, biological process: translational initiation. The record is from RefSeq and is a predicted model, not a curated record.